AUGCUCUUGCGUCAUUGCGGUUUUUCCGAGGCCCGCGCUCAUCUUUGUUUUUUCCCUCACUCGAGUAAGAGCACAACCCCGGUAGCCAUGCUUAGCCUCUUCACGCUCGAGGUGACGUACCUCAUUACGCCCGCCAUGGUUCUCUUUAUCCUCUUUAUUUUGCCCGUGCCACGGUUGUCGCGUUACGUCUCUUGCGCAGUGAGUUUUGUGGAGCGGCCAAAUUUUCAUGGUGUCUCUCUACUGUUGCUCGUCGCACUGGUGACGUUUGUAAGCUUCGCGAUGCAGUUCGUUGAGUGGAGAAAAAGAUACGGUCAAGGUAAACCGCGAUUUGCCGAUUUAAGUCUGGAAGUUGACUGGGAAGCCAAGAAGUGGCGCCACGAGCGUAACAUGUAUAUUCACGCGCUUGCCACCGUCUUAUGUGCUGCCAUUAUGAAGUUUACACGGCUUCAUACCGCCCUGGAGCGGCGGAAAGCGGCAGCCACGGAGCCCAAAAAGAAGGCGUAG
Molecule: messenger RNA, 504 nt
Organism: Trypanosoma rangeli
Lineage: Eukaryota; Euglenozoa; Kinetoplastea; Trypanosomatida; Trypanosomatidae
Exons: 1
Coding region: 1-504 (167 amino acids)
Source: RefSeq, a predicted model, not a curated record